GUCCCGUCCGUUGAUGACGUAUAUUUCAGGGGACGGAUGGAGGGCGGUUUGAACGCGAAGAGGCAACUUUUGUCAACAUGUUAGAAAUAAACCAAAAAAAAAAACCUGACACGAGAGAAGAAAGCGUUCACUGUCAGUGAGACACGUUAUCAGUAAGUCGACGCAGAAUACUCGUUUAUAUAAUUUAGCCUUUUUCGCAGGACUUUACCGUUUAUUUAACUCGAUGCUAGCUAGCUGCCGUUAGCUGCCUGUUGGACUGCUGGCAGCUCUCUCUCACUUUUCUCUCCGCUGAGUGUUGGACGAUAUUGGGGUUAAAAUGGCGAGUGUGCACGAAAGUCUGUACUUCAACCCCAUGAUGACGAACGGGGUGGUCCAUGCGAACGUGUUCGGCAUCAAAGACUGGGUCACCCCGUACAAGAUCUCCGUCCUGGCGCUGCUGUACGACAUGACCGCGACCAAGAUCACUUUACCGGAGAGGAGACGCCUCAACAAGCUGAUCCUGCCGCUGCAGCAGGGUCCAGAUCUGACUCUGGGUCAGUUCCUGAAGACUGUGGAGGAGUGCUGCCCUCAGGCUGCUUAUGCUGUCAAACUCAGGCUUCAUGAAAUGGCCGACGGAGAGCUGAAGGACAUGGAGUACUUCUUCUCCACCCUCCCCACACCUUUCACUGCCUUCGACUCUGAGGCCUAUAAGACCAGUGUUGUAGGUCUGUUUAUGAGACACAUGCUGCUGGCCUACAACAAGCUGUCCUUCAGUCAGGUCUACAAGCUGUACAAGUCCCUGCAGCACUACUACCACAGUCACUACGCCAAGCCGACAGACGCACAGGCGGGGCUGCCGGCGCUGGCCGCUGAUGACUCCGACAUGGACCUCACCAGCACCGAGGACACCGUCGGGGACAGAAUGGACAAAGAGGAACUGGACGGCCCGCUGCACGAGUCAGAGCUCCGAAAUGACAAUAAUCCCAGCAGAGGUCCGCUGUCGCAGAAACAAGCAGAGUACUUUCUUGCAAGACAGGCGUAUCUUCUGAAGAACGAUGAGAACAAAGCUCUGAAGCCGGCCGCGCUGCAGGAAGAGCUCAACAACAUGCUGAAGUUUAAUCCAGAUUUUGCUGAAGCGCAUUACCUGAACUACCUGAACAGCAUGAGGGUCCAGGACAUCUUCCUGUCGGCCCACAGCCUCUUACAUUAUUUCGACCGACUCAUCUUGUCUGGAAACGAGGGGAAGAGUAACGGGGACGAGGGCUACGGCCGGAGUCUCCGCUACGCUGCUCUCAACCUGGCGAGCCUGCACUGUCGCUUCGGACACUAUCAGCAGGCUGACCUGGCGCUGCAGGAGGCGAUCCGCAUCGCCCAGGAGUCCAACGAUCACGUGUGCCUGCAGCACUGUCUGAGUUGGCUCUACACUCUGGAACAGAUGAGGGGAUCUGACAGCACUGUGUUAACUGAGGAUUCGGUGAAGAUGGCCGCACAUUUCUGCCUGCCAUACUUGGCCUCUCUGGGCAUUCAGUCUCUGGUCCAGCAGGGGGCGACACAGGGCAAGACAGCCCACAAACUGAUGGACGCCCUGAAGGACACGGACAUCCUGCACUGGAAGCACAGUCUGUCGGAGCUGAUCGAGAUCAGCCUCGCUCAGACGACGUCCAUCUGGAGGAUGUACGGGAAGAGCACCAUGGCUCUGCAGCAGGCCCAGCUGCUGCUCAACAUGAGCAGUCUGGAGCCGGUCAACUUCGGGGUCCAGCAGAACAACACCGAGGCGUUCGCUGUGGCUCUGUGCCACCUGGCCGAGCUACACGCUGAGCAGGGUCUGUACAGCGCAGUGUCAGAGAUUCUCCUGCAUCUGAAGGAACAGUUUCCUCCUCACUCACAGCAUGCCAAGCUGUGGAUGCUGUGUGAUCUGAAAAUCCAGUUUGAGAGACACAUGAACGAAGGAAAAUACCAUCUGGCAGAGCCGCUGGUCACCGCCAUCUCCGCCUUAAACAAAACAGAAGGCCUCUACAGGAAAGCUCAAGUUCUGAAGGCUCUGAACCGCAGCACCGAGGCGUACAGCAUCCUGCAGCGUCUGCAGGCGCACUGUGAGAAGACUAAAUGCACAGAGGUGGUCAUCAGAGUGAUGCUCUCCACCGCCGAGCUCCACUGGGAGUCAUCUGGCUUCUCCACCGCUCUUCCUCUCCUCCUGCAGGCCUUGGCUCUGGCGAGACAGCACCACCUCCAGUCUCUGGCCUCAGAGAGCAUCCUUCAUCUGGCCUUCACUCAGUUGAUGUUGGGGGUCCCUGAACAGGCUCUGAGCGUUCUCCAUGAAGCCAUCGAGCCGGUCCUGGCUCACGGAUCUGUCAUGGACAAAGGCCGAGCUCUGCUGCUGGCGGCCCGCUGUCAGAUGGCGGUGGCUGGUUUCAGGCCAAACGGACAAGGGCAAGCAGAUUUGCAUUUGGCGGGUUUGGCUGUUGACACUCUAAAGGAGGCUACAGCGUACUUCUCCAAGCUGAGCUGUAAGGAGCGUCUGCGGGACGUCCACUACCUGCAGGCUCAGCUCCACCACGCGCUGGGACAAACCUCGCAGCGCAACAGAAGCGCCAUGCUCUUCCGUUUGCGUGACCAGGAGCUGCAGUCGCCGGCACCACCGGUUUCCAUGCGGCUCUGAGGAGUUCUUCGGGAUACAACUCCUGCUCUGACUGUUCAGCUGAGUCACUGCUGCUCACCACUAGAUGGUGAUAAAGAUCUGUUCUGCUCUCUUGGCUCUGAAGCAUUUCAUGUAUAAAUAUUUUGAACAAAUGGCA
Molecule: messenger RNA, 2774 nt
Organism: Acanthopagrus latus (yellowfin seabream)
Lineage: Eukaryota; Metazoa; Chordata; Actinopteri; Spariformes; Sparidae
Gene: anapc5
Product: anaphase promoting complex subunit 5
Exons: 17
Coding region: 317-2638 (773 amino acids)
Biological process (GO): anaphase-promoting complex-dependent catabolic process; positive regulation of mitotic metaphase/anaphase transition; protein K11-linked ubiquitination
Cellular component (GO): anaphase-promoting complex
Molecular function (GO): protein binding
Source: RefSeq, a predicted model, not a curated record